This is a messenger RNA of Adineta steineri, 429 nucleotides long. The record is from the annotation of a GenBank genome assembly. Lineage: Eukaryota; Metazoa; Rotifera; Eurotatoria; Adinetida; Adinetidae.
AUGACAUCUACUAAUUCAGCAAAUCGUAAAUCAAAACGUGAUGAUCCCAAACGUUCAUCAGCACCUAUUACGGUUGUUGCUGCUAGUGAACAACAAGUUACAAAGACAAAAAAUGCUGUUAAACCAAAUGAAGCUGUUGUAUUAACUCAAACAUCGAAUACAAUUAGUAAUAAGAAACGACGAGCAACUGAAAUUAUUCAAAAUGAAGUACCUUUAGCUGAACGUUUGAAUGCAUUUGAAAAUCAAACAUCAACUGGUCAAUUAAAUACAGAACAAAAACAACAAAGUUUAUCAGCUGAUAGUCUUGUUACAUUACUUACUCAAGGAUUACAAAGUUCUGAUGCAACUUUACUUGAUGUAAGUAGUAAAGAAUUUGAAAAAGGAAAACAAAACGCAAAAGCAAUUCUCAUCUAUUUCUUUUUUAAAUGA